UUCGUGACAUGUCGAAUUUAUUUCCGCCGGAUCACAUGCCACUUUUGUUGCAGGUAGAAAUUUUACAUAUUAACAAAAUGUGGGGGCAACCUGAGGAUUUACGUUACGCAAUAGCGCAGAAUAAUGUGAACAGAAUCAGAACCAUCAACGUGAAUGGAUAUAAUGUGAAUUCUGUAUACCAAUAUGACACUCCACUUUUGUAUGCACUUCGAUAUAAUAAAAAUUUGGAAGUUAUUGAAUUGAUAUUAAAUAGCGGUGCCAAUGUGAAUUUAAGCAGCAGCAGUGGUGUUCGACCACUAGUCGCAGCCAUCGACUCUAACUGUUCAUUGGAAAUUAUCAAACUUUUGAUAAAUCGAGGAGCAGAUGUAAAUCAACUUGGAAGGAGUAAUUCUAAUUUACGUAAAAAUUAUACCCCACUUUUAACGGCAAUAGAGAAAAAUAAUUUUCAAGUCGUUCAAUUAUUGUUAGAACAUGGAGCAGAUGUCAAUAAAUCAAAUCAAGAUGGAACAACAGCUCUGACACUUGCGCGUAAAUUGAACCGUUUAGAAUUUUUAGAAAAAAGUUUACGUAAAGAAAAGAAUGAAAAUCUAGAAGGUUGUACACCUUUAACUGCUGCUAUCUUGUCUGGAAAGCUAGACGACGCAAAAGUGCUUUUAGAAGAACGAGUAGAUUCUUGCAAAGCAGACUCCAAUAAACAAACUCCUCUUCUUGCAGCAGUGCGAUCUAAAAAUCUAGAAGCUGUGAAACUUUUGUUAAAUUACAAAGCAAAUUUAACAAUUCCUACUGCUUUCCUAGAAGCAAUUAACUUGAAGUGUUCGGAGAUUGUUAAAUAUUUAAUAGAAGAAGGAGCAAAUGUUAAUAAAAAAUAUCGCGAUGGUUACACACCCUUAAUCAAAGCUAUAGAAACUGAAAAUUUAACAAUUAUUGAAGAGCUUUUGAAUAGUGGUGCCAAAGUAGACUUGGCUGACAGUGAAGGGAAGACUCCUUUGGCGUUGGCAGCAAAUAAAAGAAGUAUUCUUAUUGUGAAUCAUUUGGUCGAAGCAGGAGCUAAUAUCAAUUUGGCACAACGUGAACUUGAAGAAUUUGCAAAUGAAGAUGAAGAUUUUGACACUUAUUACCAAAAUUUAAAAGAGGAAAAGGACCAAAAAUUAGCUUCAAUGUCUAAUAGAGAUUUUUAUCAUGGAGUUCACGAAGCUGCAGAUUAGAGACGAUGGGUUUUGUAUCUGGUAUAUUAUCAUGUAAUUGUAUUAUUUUACUUUCUAGAUUUGAAUUAAACAAUUGUUUUAUAUUGUAUUUAUCCCACGUGUUAUAAUGAGAGUGAACAUUUUUUGAAGCAACCAACAUUACUUUUCAAAGAUAAAGAUUAAAAUAUUUGGUUUUAAUAAUUUAAACACACAGUACUUUAACUUUAAUUUAUAGAAAAUCAAGUCUUGUUAGUUUUUUUCUUACUCGAUGUAAUAAUGGUCAGUUUGGGAGUUUUUAUCUUAUUGGUGAAAAAAAUUAAUGUACCACAAAAUUUACGUUAACAGUAUCAUAUUUUAUUGUACAAAAAUAAGUAACAUAUUUUUACUAGAAAUUAUUAAUUAAUACAGACAUUCAGUUUUGUGUUUCUUUGGAUUGUUAUCUGUUGAUAAGAUUUCAAAUUUUUUAUUUAAAAACAUGUACGAAUUGAUCCAUAAGAGAAAACGUUGUAUUAUACACGUAAAGCAAAGUCAGCAUUUUACGCUUGUGAUUCCGUUCUCAAACUUUGGUUUUAAUAAUUUAAACACACAGUACUUUAAUUUUAAUUUAUAGAAAAUCAAGCCUUGGUAAAUUUGGAGAAAUUUACAAAAAUGUUUAGUAAUAACAAAAGUCUGAAAUGAUUCUCAUUUAUGGUAAAAGUUUACAAAACGUAUUGGAGGCUGUAGCACGAUAUCCAAAUAGACGGGCUGUGAGUAUAAAUUUUGUCAAAAAUGAAAAUACAACCACUUUAUUAAAUUAAUUAAAACUAAAUAUUUUAAUAAUCUUGGAAAUGUAAUAUUGGUUACUUUAAAAAAUUGUUCAGGCUCAUUAUUACUUGUGGGACAGCCUGUAUAGGUAGGUGUAUACGUUUAAAUUUAAAAUGAAACACCAAUUCUUGUCUUUUUCAAUUAACAAAUUGUUUUUAUACAAACAUAAACAUUCCUGUGUCUUGUACUGAUUACAAAAAAAAACAUUAAUAGUUACUUUUGUUACAAGUAAGUAAAAUACAGUUUUUGCGAACGAAUCGUUGCUGUUUUCGCAUUAUAAGCAUAAUGUUUUUUUAAGUUUAUAUUGAGUCAUUCUGUAUUCAUUUGUAAAAUAAAUAUUUG
Tribolium madens (black flour beetle) is the source of this 2330-nucleotide messenger RNA. RefSeq names its product ankyrin-1-like. The transcript has 4 exons. The record is from RefSeq and is a predicted model, not a curated record. Gene Ontology annotation, molecular function: protein binding; RNA binding; RNA nuclease activity. The coding region runs from base 9 to 1205 and encodes 398 amino acids. NCBI's taxonomy places the organism in Eukaryota, Metazoa, Arthropoda, Insecta, Coleoptera, Tenebrionidae. Gene Ontology annotation, biological process: RNA processing.